This is a messenger RNA of Pestalotiopsis fici W106-1, 993 nucleotides long. RefSeq lists its product as uncharacterized. Lineage: Eukaryota; Fungi; Ascomycota; Sordariomycetes; Amphisphaeriales; Sporocadaceae. The coding region runs from base 1 to 993 and encodes 330 amino acids. The record is from RefSeq and is a predicted model, not a curated record. The transcript is spliced from 6 exons.
AUGUCUAGAGUGCUCUUGGGUCUCCUUCUGGCGUCCACGGCACAGUGUCGUAGCCUUUUUCUUGCCCGGAGGGAUUGCACGUUCACCGUCGAGGCCGCAGAGGGUGACACAUGUUCCUCCCUCUCUGACUACUGGGGCAUCACUGAGGCCCAGUUUGAGAGUUACAACCCGGGCGUUGACUGUUCCUCGACCCUAACUGCCGGUGCUGAUUACUGCAUCGAAUGGGACGACGGCCAACUGCCAACUAGCACCACCACCUCUACCACCUCCUCCAAGACUUCCACUACAACCACUACUACCACGGCACCCUCUGGGCCAUCGCCCACCCAGACGGGGAUCGCGUCAGACUGUGAUGCGUACUACAAGGUCGUUUCUGGCGACACAUGCUCCGGGAUUGUCGAUCACUUUGGGAAUUUCACCCUUGCCAACUUUUAUGUCUGGAACCCUGCUGUCGGCUCCGACUGCUCUCUCCUUUUCCUAGGAUACUACUACUGCGUGGGAACCACGUCGAGUGGGAGCGUGACCACCACUACAACGGCCACGACUUCCACUACGACCGGGCCACCCCAACCGGAGCAGACAGGCAUCAUCUCAACAUGCACAUCCUACUACAAGGUCUCCUCAGGGGACACUUGCUCGGCAAUUGUUGACAGCUAUGGUACCUUUACCCUGAGCGACUUUCUCUCAUGGAACCCGGCAGUAGGUUCAGACUGCUCUAAGCUUUUCUUGGGUUAUUAUGUCUGCGUUGGCGUUCCCGGCACACCCACUAGCAAGCCCACGACCACGACCUCGACCACGAUCACGACUUCCACGACAACUAGUACUGCCACUGGACCAACACCUACCCAGUCGGGUAUAUCAGCUAAAUGCAACUCCUACUACCUUGUCCAGACUGGCGACUACUGCCAGAAAAUUGUCGAUGAUUACGGCGACACGUUUACGCUGCAGCAGUUUUACAGCUGGAACCCGGCUGUCGGUGUAAGUCAUCUAUAA